UUCACACGUGUGGCAUCCCCUCCCCCGGCGCCUCUCUCUACUGAUAUAUUUUUUUUAACCCCUUUCACCUUCGAAAAAUCAACUAGUCUCUACACCCAUCUGGCCAUCUCCAUGAUCUCCUUUUUCCCCCUUUCCCCCACGCAUGGCAUGCCCAUGAAUCCAUGAUGGUCGAAUGGUGGUCGAAUCGAAGUCAAGCUAUGAGGAGUAUCGGUGACAGAGGCUGGAAGAGAACAAGAGGAGACUAGAGGAGCUGAAUCUAGGGAAGCUCGCUGAAGUUCUCAAGGCCUCGAGCCCUAAGCCCUCUCUGGUGAAGCGGGUAAGCUGUCAGGGCUACUUGGGCAUCGAGUGCUCCGGGACCAUCAUAGCCGUCGGAAAAAGCGUUUUCCGCUGGAAAAUCGGCGACCAGGCUUUGCACGUUACAACAUUGUUAUGGCUUGACUUUCAUCAUUGUUGUUGUUGGGAGUUUUGGAGGAUCUUGUUAAGAGAAAGAGUCUACACUAAAAGCUGUUGCAGUGACUAACUUUAUGAGAGCGCUGGAGACAGCAGACUAUUUCUCAUAGGCCCACUAUGUUUGGUAUUUCCUACGGAGAGCUCUUCCUCUUGGUCGGUGCCACCGCUGCUCUAGUCGGCCCAAAGGAUCUUCCGCUUAUUGCUAGAACUGCUGGAAGGUUAGCGGGUCGGGCAAUCGGGUACGUUCAAUUAGCUCGUGGGCAAUUCGAGAAUGUUAUGCAGCAGUCUCAAGCUCGCCAGGUUCACAAAGAACUUCAAGAUACAAUGGCACAACUAGAGGCUAUUCGUUAUGAAAUUCGAAGUAUCUCUCUCAUUAAUCCCGGUCCUUUGACCCGAAGGCUGACGGACAAUCCUGAAGAUCUUGCUCCUAACAGAAAUUCUGGCGACGGUUUGUCUGAGAAGUGUGAAGAAGAGCAGAAGCCAACAAAUGCUGUGAUGAAGGAUUUUAGCUUCAAAGCCUUAGGUUCAGUUGAUUUGCAUAGCCAAGCAACUGCAUAUGCCAGAUUGGCUGAAUCUGAAGCCAUAAACACUGGUUCAUUGGAGAGUAGUACAGAAAAAGAGAACCUUAAUGAUGAAGCUAGUCUCUUCACUAUCCUUCCAGUUUCAGCUAAAAGCACUGGGAUGCUAGCAGAAAGAAAGGGAAGUGCAAAAGGAGCAGACAUUGUUUUGGAAGCAGUAGUUGAAGCAGAGGUAGCACGUAAUGCAAAAGAUUUCUUUUCACAGCCCCAAAAUCAAAUACAGUGAAUAGGUAGGUAGUUGUGCCUUUAGAUCUCCUGACAAAAGAUCUAGUGACUGCAUUAUUCAUGUUCCAGAAUUUCUAGUGAAUUAUCUAUACGAGAAUGUAUAUUUUAUUUUUUUGAUGAGUAUUCAUAAUGUGGCUGCUGGGAGAAUGUAUAUUUUAUUGUUAAUACUUACCCUUACCAUGAAUGUUUUGCUUGCUGUCACUGGCUCUAA
Messenger RNA from Alnus glutinosa, 1464 nucleotides. RefSeq lists its product as uncharacterized. The record is from RefSeq and is a predicted model, not a curated record. NCBI's taxonomy places the organism in Eukaryota, Viridiplantae, Streptophyta, Magnoliopsida, Fagales, Betulaceae. The transcript is spliced from 9 exons. Bases 568 to 1254 code for a protein of 228 amino acids.